This is a messenger RNA of Salvia hispanica, 1383 nucleotides long. RefSeq names its product axial regulator YABBY 5-like. Gene Ontology annotation, cellular component: nucleus. The record is from RefSeq and is a predicted model, not a curated record. NCBI's taxonomy places the organism in Eukaryota, Viridiplantae, Streptophyta, Magnoliopsida, Lamiales, Lamiaceae. Gene Ontology annotation, biological process: multicellular organism development; cell fate commitment; abaxial cell fate specification.
UUCACAAACCCCAUUACAAAAUACCACUAAAAUCUCUCUCUCUCUCUCUCUCAAUAAAUAAAUAAAAAACAAUCCUUUUCUUUUUCACAAACCCCAUUACAAAAUACCACUAAAUAUCAUACUCCCACUUCUCUUUCUCUCUCUCCUACACACACACACCAAUCUCUCUCUCUCCUCAUCUAAUUUCCAUUGAGUUUUCUACACUCAUUUCUUGCCCUCACCUCUCUACUACCAUACAAAUAACACAUUAAUUAUAUAUAGGUAUCUUACUCAAAUACACACACAUAUAUAAAUACACACACCCUCUCCCUUCCUCUCUCUCCCUCAAUUCUUGAUCUUUCAGCUAGGUGCAAUCCAGCUUAAUUGCUCAGAGCCCUUCUGUUUAAUUUAUUUUUCUAGUGAGGAAAAGUGAAAGAAAGAAAGCCUCAUCUUCUCCGGCGAUUCGAUCCGGCUAAGAUGUCAAUGGAAUUGACCGCUGAGCCUGUUUGUUAUGUUAACUGCAACUACUGCAACACCAUUUUGGCGGUUAAUGUUCCAUUUGGGAGCAUGUUUACUAUUGUCACUGUGAGAUGUGGGCAUUGCUCAAAUUUGCUCUCAGUCAACAUGGGAGCUUUGCUUCAGUCUGUUCACCUCCAAGAUUUCCAGAAACAGCAAUCCUUUGCCGCCUCAGCUGCAGCCGCCUUAGACGACGUCGCCACCAGAGACAACGGCUCCUCUUCCAAGUACAACAGAUCAUACAGCCCCCUCGACAUCGAACAACCUAAGAUGGCUCCAAUACGCCCACCGGAGAAAAGACAACGUGUUCCAUCAGCCUACAAUCGUUUCAUAAAAGAGGAAAUUCAGAGGAUUAAAGCAAGCAAUCCUGAGAUUAGCCACCGUGAAGCCUUUAGCACAGCUGCAAAGAACUGGGCACAUUUUCCUCAUAUUCAUUUCGGGUUAAAGAUGGAAAGCAACAAACAAGCAAAGAUGGAUCAUCCUGUUGCAGCAGGAGAAGCCACAGCUCAACAAUCUCUUGGUGUUUAGAUUGGUUAAUUUUGCAAAAUAAGGUUAAAAAAAUGCAUAUUUCCAUCCCAAAAGGUAUGAAGAUCGUGGUGGAUUGAUCCCUCUAUAUAUAUACUAUUAAGUCAUAAGAAUUGUUAUAAUUCAUAAAAUAACUGAAAUAUUAUGAGGGGUUCUACACCAUAUAUCUUCAACUCGAGGGUUGCAAAGAUGCAAUUUUUUAUUUUCCCAUGAAAAUGAUUUAGUAGGAAAAUUCCAAAUAUUUGAAGCCAAACAUGAUAAUAUAUAUGUAUAUGUCUAAGUCUAAGUCAUUAUUGCCGUUGUUAACUGUUUUUGAUAUAUGAGAUUGAAUUCUUGAAUUUAUAUAAAUGUUCAUUUGUUGCA